Messenger RNA from Lactuca sativa (garden lettuce), 675 nucleotides. RefSeq lists its product as uncharacterized. The record is from RefSeq and is a predicted model, not a curated record. NCBI's taxonomy places the organism in Eukaryota, Viridiplantae, Streptophyta, Magnoliopsida, Asterales, Asteraceae.
AUGACCGAUGAAAAAAUUAGGCAGAAAGAGAAUAGUGAUGAAAAUCAAAAGAAAAUUAAAGAGAAGAAUGUUCAGAAUGACAUAAGAACAUCACCAAUAACAUUUCCUUUUCCACCAAGGCAAAGUAAGUUGAAGGCCGAUGAUAUACAAUUCAAGAAGUUUCUUGAGAUAUUUUCUCAAUUACACAUCAACAUUCCUUUUGUCGAAGACUUGAAGAAAAUGCCCACAUACGCUAAGUUCAUGAAAUAUGUUCUCACAAGGAAAACAGUCUUUGAAGAGUUUGAAACGGUCGCCAUGACGAAAAGUAGUUUCUGCCUACCAUGGAGAAUUGGAAUUUUAAACGUGAUAAGUUUGUGUGAAUUAAGAGCAAGCAUCAAUUUGAUGUUUUUGUCAUUCUUUCAACAAUUAAAAGUUGGAGAAGUUAGACCGACCACAAUUUACUGUCUAUCCAGAAGGAAAACCAUUUUGGCCACUACCGGAACAUUGAUCUAUGUGAAAAAGGGAGAAGUCACGUUGAGAGUGAAUGAUGAGAAAAUAACUUUCAAUAUGUUUAAAGCUCUCAAACAACCAUUUGAUAUGGAAGAAUGCUCAUUUGUCCGAGUCACAGAUAACUUGGUAAAUGAAAAAGUGGUGCAAUUGAGUAAAGUGACUCAUGAAUUUGAGGAAAUAGAAUAA